Thunnus maccoyii (southern bluefin tuna) is the source of this 6214-nucleotide messenger RNA. RefSeq names its product purine-rich element binding protein G (gene purg). The record is from RefSeq and is a predicted model, not a curated record. Gene Ontology annotation, biological process: regulation of transcription by RNA polymerase II. Gene Ontology annotation, molecular function: purine-rich negative regulatory element binding; DNA-binding transcription factor activity, RNA polymerase II-specific; RNA polymerase II transcription regulatory region sequence-specific DNA binding. Gene Ontology annotation, cellular component: nucleus. NCBI's taxonomy places the organism in Eukaryota, Metazoa, Chordata, Actinopteri, Scombriformes, Scombridae. The coding region runs from base 309 to 1337 and encodes 342 amino acids. The transcript has a single exon.
GGUUGGCUGCUUCCUUGGCUCCCUCGGUGAAAAAGGGUAGCUGUAAGGCAAAUAGGUGAUGGAAAUGGCAUGGAAGUUUGCAGUGGAAAUGGCUAAAUAGUCUUGCUUGACCUUUAUUUGGGACACAGAAACUCGAUCAGCUGAUGACUCCAAACUAGCUGCCAUUUUCAGGUCAUUCGUGGCAUCUCGCUAACUUGUUUGAAGCUCCAGCCAGUUGUAUGAAUAAGCUUGCUUAAUUCUUCUACUAAUCGCCCACUGGGAUGGGGGAAUCGCUUUGUCCUGUGCUGGCUAAUGGUGGAAUAUAAAUCAUGAUGGCUGAUGGAUGUUGCAGAGGGAUGGAAAGAGGCAAGGGUAAGAUUGCAUCAGAUUCUUUAUCAAGACCCACAUAUCCUCAGCAGUAUGUCCAGACCGGAUCACAGCAGCAGGGCAAUGACAUCCAGGAGUUAGCCUCCAAACGCGUCGACAUCCAGAAGAAACGCUUCUAUCUGGAUGUGAAGCAAAGUGUUCGCGGACGCUUCCUCAAAAUAGCCGAGGUAUGGAUAGGAAGAGGCCGACAUGAUAACAUCAGGAAGAGCAAACUGACGCUGUCCAUGUCGAUGGCUCCCGCUCUACGCUACUGCUUAGGAGACUUCAUAGAUUAUUACGCCCGGAUCGGGCUGCGGGGGGGCCUGGCGCCUCCGCAGCUCGAGGAGCACAGCAACAAUGGCCAGGGCCGCGCGCACGAUUUCCGCAGGAGAGCGCAAGAGCACCACACGGUGCUGUCUCCCACCGGCUCUGCGGUGUCCGAUGACCAUGCACACCGCGUUCUCAAGAGCGAAUUCAUCGAGAGGGAUAACAGAAAGUACUUUCUGGACCUGAAGGAGAACCAGAGAGGUAGGUUCCUCCGCAUUCGGCAGACUGUCAGUAAAGGACACGGCACAAUGGGCUACUACGGACAGGGCAUCGAGCAGACCAUAGUGCUGCCUGCUCAGGGGCUCAUCGAGUUCAGAGACGCGCUGUCACAGCUGAUUGAAGACUACGGCGACGAAGACAGCGACGACCGCGGCCGAGCCGGAUCCAGAAACCACGACGACAACCCCGAGCUUCCAGAGGCUGCGUCCUUUCGGGUGGACAACAAGAGGUUUUACUUUGACGUCGGUUCUAACCGAUAUGGUGUCUUUUUAAAAAUUAGUGAAGUGCGACAGCCGUACAGAAACACCAUCACAGUUCCCCUAAAAGCCUGGGCUAGAUUUGGAGAGAAUUUCAUCAGGUACGAAGAGGAGAUGCGACGGAUUUUCUCCUGUCACAAAGAGAAGAGGACAGACGCGCGGCAGGACAGUGAGGAGCAGGAGGACUGACCUAGGCAGUAGGCUGCGCCUGUGCUUUUGCAUGUAUUCUAGGGAUUCUGUUAGUGACGAAAAUUUCCAGACCUGACAGUAACCCCUAAAUACAUGAUGUACUGUAUGUGUCCCUACAAUACUACACUAGAUGCAGUGUCCCUCAUUCACUUUUUGGCUCAUCUGUCAAGGGCUGGUAAACACAAAAUUUAACCUGCCAAGAAGUCAUUCAUUCAUAGCCUAAUGCAUACAUCCAUUCACUUCCCAAUCAUUUCAUUUCUCAUUGCGAUUUAAUGCCAGGCCAGCCCAAGCCUAUGUGGGGCCCUGAGCAGAAUUUUAAAAUCCCCCUUACCCCUCCCCUUUUAAAUUUAAGCGUGCACUGUAAAAUGGUAAUAAAUGAUAUAGAAAGGUGAUAUUAUGAAUGUGGUGUAAGCCAGGAAGCCACUUUAAUGCUUUCCCACAAAUAUAUUGGUUAACAGUUUUACAAUGUACAAAGGUGCAGAAAAACUGUCAAUCAUAGCUAAGUAAAAAUUAAACCUACAUAUAUAGGAUGAAUUAACUUAAUAUGUGUAGUAUAGUUUUUAUGAAACAGGGAAAUUAAGAAUUUGUACAAACAGAAAAAAAUAUAAGAUUUUAAUUAGUACAUUUAUAAUCAAGUUGGAACUAAAAAUGAACUGUGGACCUCACAUGUGGAAUUUGCUGUAUGGUGGGGUCCCCGGUGGCCAUUUGGCCCCAAAUAGGAAUUUACUGUAAGUUCAACACACUCUGGCUGUGUUGUUCUGCCAUAGUGCUAUUGUCAGUGUGAAAGCCAAACCAACUUAGAUCAGUUAACAAAGUUUGCAAAUGAGAGAAAACGAAUCAGAAGAUUCACUAGCUAGUGCAAUACAUUACCCAAUACAUUACAUUAUCAUUCUAUCCAACACUGGUACUUCGUGUUUCAUUGAGCUGAGUCACACUCAAAUACUGAUAUUUGAUUUGUUACCUGCUUUGAAACCUCAACUACAUAACACUUUAAAAAGAAUUGACUUGUGGCUUUUCCCACUAGAACAGAUCACUGUAUGAAUAAAAUAUUGAGAGGAUGUCUUCUCACCAUCCAAAUACCCAGUUAAAUAGAAAACAGACAGUGACUGUGGUCUGAAGACAUACAUAGAUCUCAUUAUUUGUAAGGACGUGUAUACGUGCUAUAGUCACAUUGUUUAUACUAUAUGACAAUUAUAGUCUACCAGCUCAGAUUUAACAUGCUUUAUUUGCUGAGUUCUGCUGAGCACAGAGGAGAUGAUCUACACUGGCCAUGCAACAGCAUCCUCAGUCCUCCCUCAGUGCCUGCAUUGCUGUGUAGGCAGUGCUCACAGUGCUAUAUACUAUCAUGACAGAAAAUACGAUAGAUCUGAAGCGUAAAAAGAUGCUCUGGGUCAGUUAUACCAGUGUGGACAGCUAGACUGUUAAAAAUGGAAGUGUGUCUGUUUUUUUCAGAUGAAUUCCAGACAGUUGAAACAUGCAGCUGAAAUACUUCCAUCACAGACAAGGUGUUAAACCAGGGGCAGACCUAAACUGGCUCUGUACUGAAACUUGGAGGAACACAGCUCUAUAUUUCCAUUUGCUCCCCAUUCUUUAUCACUUGGAAAAAAAAAAUCACAUAACUGUGAAAGAGACCCAUGGUACCCAAACUUUUUGGCUUGUGACCACAAAAUAAUGUUUAUUUGCAUCCCCUCAUCACAGUUGCACAUAUCUACGAGUUGUGAACAGUUUGCCAAAGAGGAAUUUACUUCUCAGAUUAAUUUUCAGUAAAAAACUAAAAUUAGAGCAAAGUCUGAAAAAUGUGUUACAGAAAUAUAUUUUCUCUACUUUCCUAUCAUGUUAAUCAUCUUGUGAUUUAUCUUGCGACCCCUUAACGGGGUCCGGCCCCAGGUGGGAAACCACUGAUGUAGGUUUUAUUUUACGACAUUGCAUUUAUUUUGUUUUGUUUCUUAAUUUUGUCCAACCAGUUGUAAUAUGUAAAUCAAAGUUAAAAUCAGACCAACAACUGGGCUUACAGACUUAGAAGCACUUAGAAAGUGAACAUAGUGAUGCCUUUAAAGAAAACUUGUGGAUACUUGAAAUAUUGAGAAUUAUAUUUUAUAUUACUUUACUACAUGUCCCUUUUAGACUCAGACCUUUACACACUGAUAAUAUUUGAAAUGAGAAAAUCAAGAUGAGUUAUUUCCUCAUGUCAUAAGUAUGUCACCAGUAUCUCCAAAAAUGGCAUAAUGUGUAGGAAAAAUUAUUUAUUUGAUUUUGAAUUUCUUUUAAAAUUAACGAUAGUGGUGCUAUGGAAAUGUGGUCACACAUGAUCUGUUUGUCAUAUGAAGUUGUUAGCCUGUAGGGCAACUCAGAUCUACAACAAGACAUAAACAGAUAAGUGAAGGCAGAGACAGGAAUUGUUACCUUGAUGUCAGUGCUCAUUUGUACGAUGGCUGGAUAAAUGAGUGGAAGCAUAGAAAGGGCUCAACAUCCUGCUCAAACAGGGCUUCAAACCUUCUUGCAACAAUGUGCUCAUUUCUGCAGAACCGUGUAUUUUACUUAUCCCUACUAUCUACUGAUAAGGAAGUGAUGACGUUGUCUUAAAGUGUCUGUCUUAUUUGUGUGUUCUUUUUGGCUACGAGUCCCUAAAAAUCCAUGAAGUGCUACUUUUCCAUUAGAGUUUGAAUGGCAGUUUGCUGUACAUUGAGCUCUGUGUAUCCUGUAUUUGACCGGCAUGAAAAAAGAGUCGUCACUAAUGACAAAGGGCCCGAUUCAAACUUAAGCACUGACUUAAGCACCCUACAACAGUGAUUAGUCAGUUAUUAUGCUUUACUGUCUUUAGAUCUGUUAGUAGAACAAACAGGAAAGAAGUAGCACUUUCACAGACUGCAUCGAUGCCAGAGAAUCUGUCAUUAUGUGCAACCAUUAUGCACGGCUGUGGGUAUUUAUAGUGUCCAUCAUUAUCAGCAGUGAUAUCUCAGCCAUCAUUAUUAAAUGUCAGAGCUGUAAUCAAUGAUUUGCUAAAGAAUCAUUCAGUGAGACAGCAGCUGAUGGGCGGAUGUAAUACUGAGUUGUGCUGUUUUUUUAAUUAUUAUGUAGGAUGUCAGAUUGCCCAGCAGAUGUCCCUCCAUGUGGCAGUGAGGUAAACUGUGGCCAAUCUACAGACAUGCUGAAGUGGAGACAUGUCUGAAAUAAUAUUGCAGUCUACAAUGUUUUGGUGCCUGAUGCAUUUUUUAAAAAGACACUGUUCAAAAUGUAUAAUUUUGCCAGAUACUAGCAGCAAAAUUCCCAGUCAAGGGCAGAUUCUGUCACGUGGCCUUCCAAACACUGAAUCUGUACAGUACAUGUAUUUCAUAUAUUUGUAAAGACAUCUUAUAUAUUUCUUAUAGACAAUGGUUUGUGGCCAUGAGAAACACUUGUUUCUGAUAGGUUGGCUGGUGUCCAUUGAAAGUCUAUAUUGAGAUCAUUUAAAUGCACUUCCAGUCAAAAGUUUCAAUGUGCAAGGUGUUUUAAGCUGCAGAUAGUCAUAGCAACAAUACUGAUGCAUCAAAUGACACUUGGUACACACUUUUUGGUAAAAGUAACAUCACCAUGGCCUGAAUCGAUUACAAAUAAACUUUCAGUGAUAAAAAGAUUUAAAUAAGUUUUUAUCAUUUGGUUACAUCAUAAUUCACUCUGAGGUGUCCUGAUAGAGAAGAUAAAUCCUGCUGCAUUCUUCAUGUUACAUUAUUUUUUUUCUGGCACACUAUGACACCUUGUGCUUACAGUAUUAUGAGAUAAUACUGAUCUGCAGCACUAAGUUACCAAUUAAUUCUUCUUUUUUGUAUUAAAACUAAAGUUAAAGCAACAAAUUAUUUAAAGGCAGUGUAAAACUGAAAAAAUUAAGCUUAAAAUUUGUGGCCCUAUUUUCAAAUAAUACAGAUGGAAACAAAACCUGUGUGCAAAGGAGGAUCCAAUCAUAAUCUUCAGUCUACCUAUAGUCACGUUUCCAUUCACUGGAUUGAGAAGGUGUGUCCAAACGUUCGACUAGUACUGUACUGUAUGUCUGCUCCAUGUCUGAGCAGAAGCAACUCAAACACGGACAUUUCAAAUCACAGCAAGCAGUGUCUGAGUCGGGCUCUGCGUCUCAGUGUAACUCUGCUGUGUACUGUCUUGUUCUCAGCUGACUCCUGUAAACUCUCAGUUUAGUGGAGUUGAGAUGUAAUGAAACGACUGGUCUUGGUGAAGGAGGAAAAAAAAAUCAGUUCUGUUUAGAAAAAUCAAGUGUUAAAAGAUUUGUUACUGGUGAGAGUCAGUUCUUGUGAUGCCUUUAGGUAUAUGAAAAGCACAGGAUUAGUUGGGUUUGGUGCGUUUGUUGCACUGUCUGGUGUAGGGAGUGAACUAUAUUCAGUGAGUUGUUUUAUUUUCAUACAAAUGGCAAAAGUUAUAUAAAGCAGUGUAGAAAGUAUAAUUCAAAGCACAAUUUAUUUUAAAAAUAACAUGGAAUUAGAAUAUAUACUGUAUACUGUAGUCAAUUCUCUACACUGAUUGAUUGAUUCAGCAUCGAUGCCCAGUGAAUUUGGCUUAAGAGGCAACUUUUCUCAGAUUAAAUCUUUCCUCAGCCAAUAUAUUAAGAUGAAGACAUAUUUUUUGCUCUCCUAGAAAUGGAAUGUGAAUUCUUUAAAUGGUGUAAUGGUCAUCUGUCUUUAGAAUUCCAAACAUCAUCCCAAAAAGCACUUUAAAAAAAGCUGCACUUUUGUUCUGCUGCUUUGUAAUCAGUUGACGUAAAGGGACCACUUCUAUCCAUGCCUUUGGUUUAAAGUGACAAUCAUAGAUCCCUGCUUAUUAGAGUCUGAUUAGCUGCAGUUGAACACAACUCCCAUCAUGGUCUGUCAGUUCUUGACCCCCCCCCCCCCCCC